This is a messenger RNA of Effrenium voratum, 621 nucleotides long. NCBI's taxonomy places the organism in Eukaryota, Dinophyceae, Suessiales, Symbiodiniaceae. The record is from the annotation of a GenBank genome assembly.
AUGAUGGCGAGGCUCGGGGGCCCGGCUGAUGCGCGCCUUCGCGCGCGUGAGCUGCUGGAGGGGUCGUUGACAUCGCUCAAGGCGCUGGGCCUCGUGGAAUUCAGGCACCAGGUGCCUAUGUCCGGCAAGCUCGCGGGCUCCGAGUGCCCCUUGAGAGCUGUGGGCGAGAAGACAGGCUGCUACCUGGUUCUGGAGGGGAGCUCGUUGGUGAUCCUGGGGCCCUCGCUGGCGGUGUGCAAAGGCGCUGCGAAGAUGGUGGACAAGUUCCUGGCUUCGCCCUGCGAGAAGCUGUCGGAGGCGCUGGAGGCUUUCCAGCCAGCCAAGACAGGCGCGACCCGGCCCUUUCUGCGCCCCGCCGGGCCUGAAGUGGAGCGCAUAGUGGAGAUCCGGAACCUCAACAGGAACCGGCUGCUGUGCUGCCAGGGAGCUCUGAUCAAGCGAGUGCAGGAGGUCUGCAAAGUGCGGCAGAUCACGGUCUUGGACAACUCCGAGCAUCCGGAGGUGCCCAAGGAGACUUCCUGCCUUUGCGCCUCCGCGGCGCGGAGACGGCCAUCGCGGACUGCGAGGGUACUCUUUGGCAGCUGGCACAGGACGACUACUCGUCCAUCGGCUACAAAGUGA